Molecule: messenger RNA, 1506 nt
Organism: Phytophthora megakarya
Lineage: Eukaryota; Oomycota; Peronosporomycetes; Peronosporales; Peronosporaceae
Source: the annotation of a GenBank genome assembly
AUGUGUCGGAGGGUGGAAGAUCUGUUGGAGGCUUGCGAUAAGUGGAAUUUGUCGAUCAGUGUAGCCAAGAGCUUUUGGGGCAUGGAUGAGGUGGGAUAUCUGGGACACCGAGUGUCGAUCGGAGAUCUGGAGGCGAACCCGAAAGACCUGAAAUCGUUGACCGAUCUGCCAUUCUCCGGAUCUCUGCGAUCUAUGCAGUCAUUCCUGGGCAGUCUAAAUUACUACAGCCGAUUCAUCGAAGAUUAUGCCAUCAAUGCCUCGGUACUCUACGAAUUACGUGAAGUGGAGUUUGCAGAAGCCUUCAUCACGCUGAAGGCCAAGAUCGAGACAACGCCGAUUCUCCGCGACUUCGACGAGACAAGAACGCCGGUAGUUAUCGUAUAUGUCAGUGAUUGGGCGAUAUCCGCCUCGUUGACGCAAGAACACGACGGGAUCUAUCAUCCGGUGGCGUUCGCCAUUCGUACCUUGAAGACAAACGAGCUGGAUUACAAUGUGACUGAGAAGGAGGUGUUGGCAUUGCUGAGGAUCUUGGAUCUCUAUUACAAUUUGCUGGUAGGACGCGAGAUCCGGAUGCUCGAGAUCACGAAGUGCGCGAAGGGCGAGGACGAAAUACUGGGGGCGAUCGCUGCCAGCAUCACGCCGAGGGCGAAGAUGGACGACGCUCUGACCGAGAUCGCUCCACGGAAGGAACCUAAACGCCGGAUCCAAGCACCGAUACCCACCGUAGACCGAGAAGAGGAAUUAUGGGUGGUCAGUUUUGACGGAUCCGCCCGAGUUAAGCGUGGUGGAGGCGCGUUCAGUGCGAUCGUGUGGAGUUUGCCCGGAUGGGAGGUAGUCAAAGCCAGAUCGGGCUAUCAUGAGAGCCUCACCUUGAACGAAGCAGAAUAUAACGGCCUGAUCCUGGGACUCGACAUGCUAGAGGACCUAGAUCACAAACGCCUAGUGAUCUGCGGUGAUUCCAACUUAGUGAUCCGACAAGUACGAGGCGAGAUCGAUUGCAAAGCACCCGGGCUGACGCUACUGAAGCGGCAGGCCCUCGAUCGCCUGAGGAAAUGGAGAGUUCAUGAGCUAGUGCAUGUCAAGAGAGACUGGAAUGGAAGUGCCGACAGUCUAGCGAGCGCCGCUUUGCAACGCCAAGGCGGGAUCGAGGUCCAGAAGAUGCCCGGGUACCAGGAUCUGGUCACUCUGAACCGGUUAGACGAGAUCCUCAUUCCCAGGACCGAGAACCCAGUGGUGCGAGUUGCAGCGAUUACCACGCGAGGCGCUCAAGUAAGAUCGCCUGCGGGUGUCAUGCAAGAGGAUCUGAUCCGGGAUAUGAGGGUCGAUCGGAUCAAGCAGGCCCAGGAGGAGGAAGUCUGGGUCGCAGGCAUGAAGAAGUAUCUGAGUGGAUCGAACGCAGAUCUCACACAAGCAGAAGCGAGAUCGUACGGUAAGAUCGCGGUCGAUUACGAGGUGGACGAGCAAGAUCUACUCUUUUACUGCCCUCCCACGCCGAGAUCGGGGGAA